AUGGCCGGAGAAUCGGAAAACUUCUCCACAGUCGCAACCGAUGAAAGCACCGAGCACGGAUUCGAGCGGCCGGAGAUGUACCAGAGCAACCUAUCUGGCACCGUUGACCACUACGACCGCCACUUGUUCCUUUCCUACAAGACUCACGACUCGUGGCCUUCUCGCGUUGAGGAUUCUGACUCCGAUCCGCUUCCCAAGCUCCUCUCCUCCGCUCUUAAAUCUCGCAAAAACGACAUCGCUGUUAAGACUCGGCUGACCAUAUGCGAGGGAGGUGAUGACCUAGAGUUGUCGGAUGGAGAUGUUUUGGUUUUCCCUGAAAUGAUUAUAUACAGGAGCUUGAAGGACUCUGAUGUGGAUGGUUUUGUUGAGGAUGUGCUAGUGAAUGGAAAACCCUGGGCAUCAGGAGUGCAGGAGGCUUUGACUGGCACCUAUGUGUUUGUCUGUGCUCAUAAUAAUCGUGACAGACGGUGUGGUGUCUGUGGACAUGUUCUGAUUGAGAAAUUCAAAGAGGAUAUUGAAUCCAAGGGUUUACAGAAUCAGGUGGUUGUUACUGCUUGUUCGCAUGUUGGAGGCCACAAGUAUGCGGGGAAUGUGAUUAUUUUCAGUGCUGAUGCUGAAGGAAAAAUUUCUGGCAAUUGGUAUGGUUAUGUCACCCCCAAUGAUGUGCCUGAAUUGAUUGAUCAACAGAUUGGGAAGGGAGAGAUCAUUGAACGAAUCUGGAGGGGCCGAAUGGGUACACCUGUCGAGAAAACUGAAAAAGUUGAAGAACCUAAGCUUGCAAAUGGAACGAGUCUUAACAAUAAUGAUAAGCAACCUCAAGAAAGAGGUACCGAAGAGAAGGACAGUGUGGGAAGCUGUUGCCAAGGUGCUAAUGGAUUCUCAUGUUGCAGAGAUGAGAAUUUUAAGGAGAAGCCUGUGAAGAAGGGGUCAGGCGGACUCUCAUGCCGGACAGGAAAAUGGGAUCAGCAUGAAAUUCUGACAGCCGUUGUUGUUGGUGGUGCAGUGGCUACUAUUGCCGUGGCUUAUGGAUUAUAUCGAAGGUCGAGGUGA
Fraxinus pennsylvanica is the source of this 1050-nucleotide messenger RNA. The record is from the annotation of a GenBank genome assembly. NCBI's taxonomy places the organism in Eukaryota, Viridiplantae, Streptophyta, Magnoliopsida, Lamiales, Oleaceae.